ACCCACGCAGAGCGAUCAUUUGACAACAAGAUGUCGACUGCACUGACGCAGCUCGUUGUAGGCGUCGAGGGCGCGCGCGACCUUCUCGUGGGGGAUCUGAACGGCUCCAGUGACCCGUUCGUGCAGCUAACAGUGCUGGACGCCAAGGGGCAGCCACUGGCGGCCGCAGGCACCUUCAAGACGCGCGUGGCCAAGCGUACACUAAGCCCUGAAUGGCACGAGACCUUCACUCUCGGCUCUCGUAGCUUCGACCUGCGGUUAGCGACGACUUUGCGCUUCAUGGUGUUCGACUUCGACGGACUUAAGCGGGACGACGUGUUGGGCGUCGUGGAUGUCCCGCUGGACGUGAUUACGUGCGACUCGGAGCCCAUGGACGACUGGUACCGUAUCGUGAAGGUGCCGGAUCUAAUGACGACGGACGCCAAGGGAGAACUCCACUUGACAUUCAGUAAACCUGCAGCUAGACUCAAGGCCAAGUCCGUGGUCUCGGAGAGCCCCAACUUACUGUACGUUACCAUCGACUCGGGCAAAGAUUUACUGCCCAUGGACCGCAAUAACAGCAGCGAUCCUCUCGUUAAGUUGUCAGUUGUGGGGCAACGUCACCAAACUGAAACUGUAGCCAAAACGUUGAAGCCUCAUUGGGACGAACGCUUCGCCUUCUUACUGAGUGACGCCCAUACAACGUUGGAGUUGCUGGCAGAGGACGAAGACCGCACUAUUAACGACUUUUUGGGUCGCGCCCAAUUGGUUCUGGCCGAUGUGGUGGUACCUAAUGAGGAGAAGACAGUGACCGUCACUCUGCUGGAUAAAAAGCUGCAUCAUGACAAAGAUCGCGGCACUUUAAAGCUGCGACUUUUGUGGGUUUUUGACGAAAACGCCGAAAGUAUAACGAAAAGUUCCAAAAAGAAAAAGGAAAAGUCCAUUUUACAGUCACUCAAGCAGUCAAUGCGCGUGAGUGCACCUGACGGUCCGUACAAUUCGGAUGACGAAUUAAACGACGAGGACGACGAAGUUUUGGACGUUGAGAGUGACGACGAGGUCGAUGCAGCUUCACUGCCGCCUCCAGCACCAGGAACUUCGAGACUGAACUUCGCAGUGGCCACGAUUCAUCGAGUGGAGGGGCUCCCACCGAUGGAUUCGUUGUUGUUUGACAAGGGAGAGAACCGUAAACACAGCAAAGGAGGCAUUGACGUUUAUGUGGCUGCAGCUCUGGCCUCCGAACCAGAGGAAUUUGUACGCACACGCGUGCGUACGAAACAUGGACGUCGGGACCAGUUGAACGCGAAUUUCCGCGAGAGUUUGAUGCUGUAUCUGCCGGAUACUAAGGAACCUCAUGAUGUGAUCUUUAACGUCAUGGACUGGGAUCCUGUGGGCGGCGAUGAAGUUGUCGGGAAAUUUGAACUUAAAAACGUCGAAGCUGUGGCGAAAAUUCACGAAAACCAGCCCUUCUGGGUGAAUUUGUACGGUGCACCCGUUAAAGGUGUGAGUAACAACAGUCGAGCUGCAGAAUUCAUGAAUGAGAAUGGGAAUCUGGCGUCUGCGUAUCGUGGCCGUGUGCUGUUGACGCUGCGUAUCCGAGCCAAGUCGUCGGACACGUACGAAGCGAAACACCAGAAACGUUUGGCUCCUAAACUGCCGAUCGAGAGCUUCCCGGAGAGCUGCGUGUAUCGUAUGCGAGCUCACUUUGUGCAGGCGAUCGGAUUGCCGUCUGCUGUGGCGACUGGGAAGCCGAAAUUGUCGCUCGUGCUGUCCUGUGGCCUCCGUCAGAUCGCGUCCACGAGGAAGAGCGCUGUGAAUGGAAGUAUCAAGUGGAACGAGACGGAGGAGAGCGACAAGAUGCUCUUCCCCGUGGAUAUCAACCAAGUACCGGACGUGUUCUUGUACUUGUGCGAAAAAGAUGACGACAACCGUGUAGCCAUUUGCUACAAACGUUUCAGUGCGAAAGAACUGCUGAUCUCGCAGUUUGAACGCGAGACGGAGUGGAUCCCUUUGGUUGGAGAUCGUGCGGUGAAUAAGGCCAAGCCACGCGAGGAAUUUACCGGUAAAGUGAUGGUACGUCUCGGUUUUGGCGCCAUCGAGACAGCCACGGCGCAGUCGUGGGACCAGAAGACGAUGAUCGAGUGCGUGAACCGCCACAAGCCGUACCAGGUGCGUGUGCGUCUCCAUGAAGCCAGGAACUUGGUGUCGCUGCAUGACAGCACCAAGACGAUCGUCGCGAGCGCUACAGUUCAAUGCUGGGACGGCUGCCACAAGACGGAGACUGCUAAGGAACAGGAGCCUUCUACGUGUCCGAUUUGGGCGCAGACGUUCUGUAUGGACGUGAAUCUACCGGAUCUGCAGUACGCGCCGCACGUGUUGAUCCAUGUGAGGAACGAGAGUCCGUCUGAGUACAUCGGCACAGCAGCUAUCAAGCUGUCGGAUGCUGGUAGUAAUAACAGCGUGACGGUGUGUACGUCUCAAGAACUCAAGCAGAACGAACGUCCGCAACAGCCGAAGCCCAAGUGGCUGUCUGUGGUGUUCAAUGGAGACGACGGAGAGACGUUGCAUGGUCAAGUUCUCGCGUCAGUUGAGCUCAUCCGCAAGGCCUUUCCGGAUGAAACUUUGCCCGAGCCAGAAGCGCUGGAAAAAGUGCACCUGGACGUGUGAACAGAAAAUUAAGCAGCACAGGUGAGAGUUGAUACCUAGUAAGUUGCUGGAAUGGACGUGUACAUAUUGCGUCUUGGUUAUCGUGUCUAGACCAGCAGCGACGUUACCAGUCCGUUGCCGUACGAGCGAUCAAUCUGCACCACGCCGUUGGCUACCAGCGAGUACAGCGCGCGAAUGACCACGCCGUUGCCGUUGGGUUUGCCGUGGUCUUUGAGUACUGUACUGGCUUCCUGCUUUAACUCGUUCACUCCCAUCUCACCUUCGUGUUCGUACAGCAAAUGCAGCAGCACUGCUUCUUCCCGUAAAGUCGGUGGG
Molecule: messenger RNA, 2961 nt
Organism: Phytophthora nicotianae INRA-310
Lineage: Eukaryota; Oomycota; Peronosporomycetes; Peronosporales; Peronosporaceae
Exons: 1
Coding region: 31-2646 (871 amino acids)
Biological process (GO): plasma membrane organization
Source: RefSeq, a predicted model, not a curated record